AUUGAACAUCCAUACUUGCAAGUAAAGGGUCACACUGCAAAAUCAUAUGAUCGAUUUGCAGUGAAAAUUUUUCAGACAGACGUCGGGCAGAAGGCAAAAAAGCACGGUUACACGUGGAUUUCUUUGGAACAGUUGAAUUUCUUUUCGGUUUUGUGCAAGUGAAAAAAAUCAGUCAAGAUGGCAUUGAGCGACGCUGAUGUACAGAAACAGAUCAAACACAUGAUGGCGUUCAUUGAGCAGGAGGCCAAUGAAAAAGCCGAGGAGAUCGAUGCCAAAGCCGAGGAGGAGUUCAACAUUGAGAAGGGACGCCUCGUCCAGCAGCAGCGUCUCAAGAUCAUGGAGUACUACGAGAAGAAGGAGAAACAGGUUGAACUCCAGAAGAAAAUCCAGUCAUCCAACAUGCUCAACCAGGCUCGCUUGAAGGUACUGAAAGUGCGCGAGGAUCAUGUGAGCAAUGUCCUGGAUGAUGCCCGCAAACGUCUGGGCGAGGUCACCAAGAGCGACGGCGAAUACAAGGCCGUCGUGACCAAGCUGAUUGUCCAGGGCCUCUUCCAGGUGAUGGAGCCCAAGGUGACACUGCGUUGCCGCCAGGUCGAUGUGUCGCUGGUCCGCGACAUUCUGCCCCAAGCUGUGGAACAGUACAAGGCCCAAAUGAAGCAGAGUGUCGAUAUCACCAUUGACGAGAUAAACUUCCUCGCUGCUGAUACCUGCGGUGGUGUAGAGCUGUUGGCCCUCAACGGACGCAUUAAGGUGCCCAACACGCUGGAGUCCAGAUUAGAGUUGAUUUCCCAGCAGCUUGUGCCAGAGAUCCGUAACGCCCUGUUCGGCCGCAAUGUCAACCGCAAAUUCACCGAUUAAAUUGUUAAGUGCAUGCAGAUGAUGAUGAAGAAGAAAACCAACCAAUAAUACCAGCAGGAAAAGUUCAAGUUUCAAGUAACUUCACUCCACCCACAACAUAAUGAAACAAAAUUCAACGUAAAACUCAUCCUCAUGGCAGGCCAUGGCCAGGUCUGGUCUGGUGUCUAUGUAGGGACUUGUAUUCAAUUAUAAAUUAUAUUGCCGUUGUUCUUGUAUAGUUCUGAUUGAUACUGAAACUACUACACACUCAAGAACCCCCUCCGUUUCGGUCUUCAGUUAUAUAUGGGAUAUUCACACACCCACAACAUUUACAUACAUAAAUGUAUGCCAAUAAUUACAUACACAUAUUAGGCAUACACAAAAUCCUAUCAGCAUACGGAAACAAAAAAUAGCAUUGUAAUACGAGUUUGUUAAAGUUUGUUCGUUUAUUUUUUACCUAAAUGUAUAUUUGCUGAACACAGGCGCAUACAAUUUUGAACAUUUUUUUGCAUACAUUCCUGCCCUUUGAUUUACAUGUGUGUUUCAACCCUCGUCCCGUUCUUUGAGUUAUUUACUAUAUUAUUGUACAUUAAUUUCUGUCGUCUAUAGUCAUUGUUGAACAUUUAUCUAUACAUAUGUGUCUAUGUUUGUAAUUAUUCAUAUGCAGCAGUGUGUCGAGCAGUAGCAGCAGCAGCAGCAGCAGCCACAGGUGCCACUGGCAGUCUGUGCAAACGUACACUCAGCAUUGUUGCCUGCCGGAACACCGAAAUGGAUCGGAGAUCGGUCUGAUUUCGCUGAACCGAAGGUGACGUACGCUUGCGCAACUGCCACUGGCACAGGAAACACACAAAAUAUCAUCUUCAAUCCUCAUAAAAUGUCUGUUGUUGGACGCGUAACGAAUACACAGUUACCAAAAGCAAGAACGCACGCAUAAACGCAUCCGAGAACCCAACCGAAACACACGAAAUGAAGUAUUGCCAAGUACGGCCCAUAAGUAGCUAAAUUUGUUGACCCUCAAAUCCAGCUUCCACUCUACAUAAACCAUAUAUAUACAUAUACUUAACUAAAGGAUAACUAAACAAAAAAAUAUAUAAA
Drosophila obscura is the source of this 1932-nucleotide messenger RNA. RefSeq names its product V-type proton ATPase subunit E (gene Vha26). NCBI's taxonomy places the organism in Eukaryota, Metazoa, Arthropoda, Insecta, Diptera, Drosophilidae. Gene Ontology annotation, cellular component: proton-transporting two-sector ATPase complex, catalytic domain. The transcript is spliced from 5 exons. The coding region runs from base 178 to 858 and encodes 226 amino acids. Gene Ontology annotation, biological process: proton transmembrane transport. Gene Ontology annotation, molecular function: proton-transporting ATPase activity, rotational mechanism. The record is from RefSeq and is a predicted model, not a curated record.